Jaculus jaculus (lesser Egyptian jerboa) is the source of this 901-nucleotide messenger RNA. It is a transcript of the gene Magef1, whose product is annotated as MAGE family member F1. Gene Ontology annotation, cellular component: nucleus. Gene Ontology annotation, biological process: negative regulation of transcription by RNA polymerase II. Lineage: Eukaryota; Metazoa; Chordata; Mammalia; Rodentia; Dipodidae. The record is from RefSeq and is a predicted model, not a curated record.
AUGGCGGCGGUGACGCCAAAGACCCGGCGCGGCGCCCGCCCGCGUCUGAGUGGGACUGUGGCGGAAUCGGUGCAGUUUCUGCUGGGUAAGGACGGGAAGAGGAGCCCCUUCCCUCGUCCCGAGGUGGUCCGAUAGGUUAUCGCGGACUUGAGGGUCUGUCCCCGGAGGUCGCCGCAAAGGUCGCCGAGUCUGCGGUCCGCCUUUGGUUUCGAGCUGAAAAAGCUUGACCUUAGCAAGCACCACACUUACAUCCCGAUCAACAGACUUAAGCCUCUUGAGGACUUGGAGCAGGAUGUGGGAGCAGAUGGCCUCAGAUUGGGUCUCUCCAUGAUGAUCUUGGGCCUUGUCUACAUGAACGGUGGUAGCACUAGGGAGGCCCAGGUCUGGGAGAUGCUGCCCUCAAAGUGUCAUUGCCUCUUUGGGUACCUGAAGAGGCUUAUGGAAGAUGUUGUGUGGCGGCGAUACAUCAGUUACAGGCGGAUGCCUCAUACCAGUCCACAGGAAUAUAAAACUUUGUAGGGUCCCCUAAGCAACCUGGGGUUUGUAGCCAGGCUUCAUGAGAAUGAGCCCCAGCCCUGGAAGUGCACUUCCCUAAGGCCUUGGCUGCACAUCGUCACUAGGGAGAGCGGGUGGAAAAGGUGGCCAGUGAGGGAACCCAGGAGACUUGUAAUCUACCGUCUUGAGUCAUAAGUAGUGUAAAUCUGAGGAAAGAAAACAUGUGACUUUAGUAUUUUGGUCUUUUAACUUGUUAGGUUUUGUUACUCUUAAUACAUUAUUAAAUUACUGUCUAUAUAUGAAAUUGGUUUGUCUCCUAAAGGAUUUUGUUGUAGAACUUUUCUGGCUUUGUAAAAUUGAAAAAUUUUGCCAGUGAUUAUGUAAUAUUAAACAGAUUAUACACACA